Messenger RNA from Acanthaster planci (crown-of-thorns starfish), 3061 nucleotides. RefSeq lists its product as uncharacterized. Lineage: Eukaryota; Metazoa; Echinodermata; Asteroidea; Valvatida; Acanthasteridae. Gene Ontology annotation, molecular function: sequence-specific double-stranded DNA binding; DNA-binding transcription factor activity, RNA polymerase II-specific. Gene Ontology annotation, biological process: regulation of DNA-templated transcription. The record is from RefSeq and is a predicted model, not a curated record.
ACCGCGUGCCUGUGAAAACGUGCAACUGCACAACAAACUAUGCUUUUUUGCGUGUGACUGUGUUUGGUCACCGCGCCACGUUUCAAUCAGCCGGGCAAUUAAACCCUUAACAAAAGCAAGCAGGGACCCACCGCAGACCAGCAAGUAGUUUUGAGGCAGCAGUCUUUUUGUCAAGGGGUUUGACUGUAGGCAUAAGAGUGACAGGGUAUAUGAAAAAUUGCAACCAACCGCUAUUAAGGUGCUAUAAUAACGCAGUGUGUUAUCGUCGACCCGAUGUCACAUUGAGCGCUGGCACUCUUCGUAGCUGAUAGCUUGUAACAUUGUUGACUUCAGCCAUUCGGACCACCGGAGUCUCGAGCAAAGACAUCCCUAAGUCAAAAUAAAUGUGUUGCUAAAGUCAACUGAGAGACGAACACGGCACCGUGUCGACCUUUAGGGUUACGCACGGGCUGAUAGGAGCUCCACGCCCCGCCAUGGAUUCGCCUAUCGUCGGUGGACAGUUGCCGCACUCACUCGGACCUCUCGGACUGUACGCCUUCGGCUCACCGGGGCUCGGAUUCCCCAGCUCUCGCGCCUUCGACUUCGGGCUGCCGGUGUCGUCAGCCUCCACCGGGGCCUUCUCGCCGGACGGCUUCCUGGCGAAAGGCUCACAGCUGAGCGAUGUGUCGUCUUGCGGGUCCAGCGUGUCCAAGGCCAAAGCCAGCCCCGGUGGGGAAUCAAUGCUGGACGGAGAGGGGAAAGACAGUAACGGGUCCAAGAGACGCCGCAGCCGGACCAACUUUAACGGCUGGCAACUGGAGGAGCUGGAGAGGGCCUUCAAUGAGAGUCACUAUCCGGACAUCUUCACGCGUGAGGCACUGGCGAUGAGGCUGGACCUCGUGGAGUCCAGAGUACAGGUGUGGUUCCAAAACCGGAGGGCGAAAUGGCGCAAGAAGGAGAACACCAAGAAAGGUCCAGGAAGGCCGGCUCACAACGCGCAGCUCGUAACCUGCAGCGGCGACCCGAUCCCCCCUGAGGAAAUAGAACGGCGAGAGAGACUUCGCUUGGAAAAGAAGAAGCAGAAGCAACGGGAGAAAGCCGAGAAGAAUCUGGCCAAAGCCAAGAAGCAAGGAGGAGCCGCGGAGGCAACAGGCAAGAAGGAUGCCAUCGCAGCGGAGGGGGGCUCGGAUGACACCGAGAGAGGGGACGAAGAUCCUGAGGACAGAGACUCAAAGUGUUCGCUGCCACUGCUGUCUCCGGGGACGAACAGCACGCAGGAGACCACGACCGACGUGUUUCUCCCCGAGAAGAAAUUGAAAACCCCGGGUGGCAAGCUGCCCAAAGGUGACAAGACGCGACGGGAAGGCAAGCAGAGGAGCAAGCUACCGCACCACUGCGGGGUUGACUCGGCCAACUCGGCCUUCCGCAGCUCUUUCAGCAUCGAGUGCCUGCUCUCGCCGCGGCCCAGUGACGUCGGCGGCCGCGGCUUCGGACUCUUGGCCGGCCACUACGCCGCGGCGGCCAGCCUGGCUGCCUCGCCGUACGCUGCCGCCUUCUCCCCUUUCACCUGGAACUCCUUGUCGGCGGCACUAGCCGCGGGGGUGCCUCAACCCCUCGGGUACCUGGUGGAAAGACUCCUUCCCUCUAAACCCCACAACCUACCCAUCAUGGCACACCCCCGCCCCCUGACCGACGUCUUUGAAGAGCAGAAAACGCUCAGUGUGGAGAGACUCCGGAAGAAAGCAGAGGAGCACAUGAGCAAAGUGGCUGUGCAGAAAGAGAGCAGCAGCGACACAGAGUCAACCAAGAUGGAGUUGUCAUGACAGUCAGGAUAAUUUGUAAUCCAAGACACUUGAAAUGUUUAAAACGCGUCGGAACAAUACUGGUAGACCAUAGAUGGAGAUAAGCAGGUUGCUAUAUCCUUCGAGACCUUUUCAAUGCCACCAUUGCCCCACCAGUGUUUCUUAUCUUAUACAGUUGCUUUUUCAACUGUUUAAGAAUUUCUUUCAAGACCACUGCUCGUAAACCAUGCCACUGUAAUCUACCCGUGAGUAUCAUCUACAUUGAUACAUAGCAGUUUGAAGCAAACUUCACAGUGCUUGCAAAUGAAGUGGGAACAUCCACGAAAGGAGAAUUGUUCAAAUUGUUUGUAUUACUUCGGUGUGAUCAACUGCCAGCGAAAUCCAUAACACGCUAGCCUACAGAGCAUACUUUUGCAUGGGCCAAAACUAUCUACAUACUGCGGAAGUUUGUGAACUUUUACAGAUUUCAAACAGGUUGGGUUAACUUAAAGCUUUGUUCUUGAACCAGGAAACGCGUUCAACCGUUGGUUGUAAUCGAAUCGGACUUGCAGUACGUGCCUCUGAACGCGUCUGGAUAUAGGUCCCACAAAUUAUUCAAUGCGCUUACAACUUGCGAGGCCUUUCACUCAGGACUGUAUGAAAAAUCUUUGUAUAUAAUCACAGAUUAUGAACUUUCUCUUUCUUUUUUUUCUCGUUCGCCUGUUUUGACGACUGGACCAUGGAUUGCAUGAUAUUUUGCAUAAAUCUGAAGAUUCUAAAAUUUUGGUUAUUGUAUAGUUGGUCGAAAUUUGUUGACCUGUGAUACGAAAUUAGACGUGCUCUGAUUGGCCACAGACAUGCUCGAUGCAUCGCAGAAAUCCGAUAUUCUGUUGCAUAAGCAAAGCAAUUUGUGUGAUGUUGACAGGCGCUUUUAUCGCCGACUUUGACGCCAACAUGGGAGUUUGCUAAUUUACAGGAUUUGAAAUUAUUAUAAUUUGUUAGGUUAAAAAUUAUGACAUGAUGACAUUUUUUGUCAUACAGAGAUGACCUUUGGUCCUUAUGACUAAAAAUCUUGCAGAACAAAAAUACUGAGUAUACUUUUGAUUGAUCCCUGUCGAUUCGAGACAGCUUUUCCACUCUAAUUGUACAAAACUGCUGCUAAACGUUUAGCUUUGCUGGCGAUUCCCUUCCCUUCCCCUUGUAUAUUCCUCAAAAUGGCCAAACAACCACUUUAUUCCACUCAGCCAGUAAUUUUGUACCCACCUGUCGUCCAAAGGGUACGACUAUACAUAUAUUCGUGA